GGUUUUAAAGGGCCGUUCGUUGUCGGCACAUCGUUGCCUGCUGUCCCCAGAACGGGGCUUCUCGGGGCCUCCGCUCAAGCCGGCAGCAAUGGCGGCGUUGGUGGAAGAGUUUGUGUCCCGGCAGAUGGAGUUGCUAAAGGAGGAAAGAGAAGCCGAAAUUUCGGAAGCAAGAGCAUGGCAAGAAGGAAUCUCCUUGAAAGAGCUGCAGCGUAGAGGAGUUUGCUUACUGAAACUUGAACUACAUUGUCAAAAAACUGGGCUAUAUGGCCAUCUGCUUGUAACUUUACAGCCUCAAAAACAUGGCUUAGAUAUGGAGUUACCUUCCAAUAAUUUUGGGCCUGGUGACAUAGUGGGACUUUAUGAAGCAGCUGGACAAAAUAAUCAGAUCUGCACAGGAAUUGUCACUCGAACAGCCUCCAAUUCAAUUACUAUCGCAGUUGAUGAGCCUCAAAGUAACCUUGUGAGCUUAGAUCAGGAGAAUUUGUACCGUCUGUUGAAACUUGCCAAUGAUGUUACAUACAACAGACUCAAAAGGGCUUUAAGUACACUUAAUCACUAUGGGUCUGGUCCAGCAUCUGAUCUUAUUGAUGUGCUGUUGUGUUCUUCUGAACCUAGUGCUGCCAGUGAUACAAAGCUUUUGAAGUUCUACAAUGAAUCCCUGGAUGCCUCUCAGAAGGAGGCGGUUUGCUUUUCAUUGGCACAGAAGGAGCUUGCUAUCAUUCAUGGACCACCUGGAACUGGCAAGACAACAACUGUAGUGGAGAUAAUACUCCAAGCUGUGGAGCAAGGCUUGAAAGUUCUCUGUUGUGCUCCCUCGAAUAUUGCAGUCGAUAACUUGGUGGAAAGGCUCUCGAAUCAUAAUCUGCGGAUCCUGCGUCUUGGUCGCCCAGCUCGUCUCCUAGAGUCCAUACAGCACCAUUCACUGGAUGCUGUCCUGUUGUGUGGAGAUAAUGCCCAGAUUGUAGCAGAUAUCAGGAAGGACAUUGAUCAAGCAUUUAUGAAAGCUAGGAAGACCCAAGACAAAGGAGAGAGAAAACAUUUUUUUAAUGAAAUUAAGAUACUGAGAAAGGAACUGAAGGAACGAGAAGAAAUGGCUAUGUCUGAAACUUUGCAAAAAGCUCAUGUUAUUCUUGCUACGAACACAGGUGCUUCUUCUGAUGGCCCGCUGAAGCUUCUUCCUGAGAACCACUUUGAUCUUGUGGUGAUUGAUGAAUGUUCGCAAGCUCUUGAAGCAAGCUGUUGGAUCCCACUGCUAAAGGUUAGGAAGUGUAUCCUGGCUGGUGAUCACAAACAGCUGCCUCCCACAAUCAUCUCUCACAAGGCUGCUGCACAAGGUCUUUCUCUUAGCUUAAUGGAACGGCUGAUUCAGAAAUGCGGGGACCGUGUUGUGAAGAUGCUCACUGUGCAGUACCGAAUGCACCAAGCCAUAAUGCAAUGGGCUUCCACUGAGAUGUAUGACGGCCAUCUCUCAGCUCACUGUUCUGUCGCACAACAUUUACUGAAAGACUUGCCAGGAGUGGCCCCCACAGAAGACACUAGUAUCCCAUUGUUGCUUAUAGAUACAGCUGGUUGUGGCUUAUUUGAACUUGAAGUGGAAGAAGAACAAUCUAGAGGAAACCCAGGUGAGGUGCAGCUUACCAGUUUGCAUAUAGAAGCUUUGAUGGAAGCUGGUGUGAAAGCCAAAGAUGUAGCUGUCAUUGCUCCUUACAAUCUUCAGGUCGACAUGCUAAGAAAACAUCUGUAUCAGAAGUAUCCACAACUGGAGAUUAAAUCAGUAGAUGGCUUCCAAGGAAGAGAAAAGGAGGCAGUUGUUUUUUCUUUUGUAAGAUCCAAUCGAAAAGGUGAAGUGGGAUUCCUCGCCGAAGACAGGAGAAUAAAUGUUGCAAUUACCCGGGCCCGACGUCAUGUGGCUGUAAUCUGUGACUCUCGAACCGUUAGCAGCCAUAGUUUUCUUAAACGACUGAUGGAGUAUAUGAACACCCAUGGAGAGGUGCGCACAGCCUUUGAAUACCUGGAUGACAUUGUACCCGGAAACUACACUCCCAAGAAUUCUCUGGGUCCCCAUAACCAGGAAAAGAGACUUAAAUGCAGCAGUGCCCCAGUCCCAAAGGCUCUUGGAGGGAAACCAAAAGGAAGACCGGCCCCAAGGCCUAGAGAGAGGCUAACAGAAUGUUCCCUGGAAAACACGGGCAAAGUCACAACAUCAGAAACCAAAGAGAAUGAAAACUCAUGUAAAUAUAAAGCAAAAAUAUUGGAGUUUCUGGACAGUGGUGAGGCCCAACUGGAUUUCCCUUCCUCUUUAAACGCUCACGAUAGAAUGCUUAUCCAUCAGUUGGCUGAAGAAUACGGGCUGCAGCACUUGAGCACCGGAGAAGGCAGCGCACGGCACAUAAGUAUUCAUAGGAGAGAUUCUCCCAGAGAAUUAUCUUUGGGAGAUACUGUGGUUUGUCAAGCUGAAUUAAUUCAGGGCUGUCCAAAAGAAAUAGAUGCAGGCAAUGAAGAGAGGGAGAGCGGUGCUGGCCCAGGGGCCACAGAUCUAAAAACAUUGCAUGCCGAACGGAUGAAAAGAGAGAGAGAUAAGAAAGAAGAGAGAGUGAAACAAAGCCGAGAAUCUAAUGUAAAUCUUCGGGAAGUAAUUGGGAAGAAAGAAAAAAACACUGGAGGAAAGGCAUCCAGAAAAUCCAAGAAGGAAAUUGCAGCCGACGAAGAUUUUGAUUCUAUGAUCUCUGCAGCAAUUAAAGCGGACAAUACAUGUGGUUUCUCCAAAUGCAAAGCCAGCGUAACAACCCUGGGACAGCUCUGCCAGCAUUGCAACAGACGCUACUGUCUCACCCACCAUAUCCCAGAGGUUCAUGGAUGUGGGGAGAAAGCCAAAGCAAAUGCCCGGCAGAGAAUCAGCAAGGAAGGGAUCCUCUAUCCUGGGAGUGGGGUGAAGGACAAGUCCUUGGAUCCUGCCAAGAGAGCUCACCUCCAGAGAUGCUUGGACCAGAAACUCAGCGAACUGUCCAAACAGCGAAAGAGCAAAAGGAAAGACAGAGAGAAAUAAGAGGAUGCCUGGCUUUGGAGAGGCAUUAAAGCCAACAAGCUAUCCUUUAAAAGCUUGUUCAACUUUGCAGGAAAAAAAAAAGCUAAUAAAAAAAAUU
Molecule: messenger RNA, 3143 nt
Organism: Notechis scutatus (mainland tiger snake)
Lineage: Eukaryota; Metazoa; Chordata; Lepidosauria; Squamata; Elapidae
Source: RefSeq, a predicted model, not a curated record